This is a messenger RNA of Drosophila miranda, 1198 nucleotides long. RefSeq lists its product as uncharacterized. The coding region runs from base 535 to 732 and encodes 65 amino acids. The transcript is spliced from 3 exons. The record is from RefSeq and is a predicted model, not a curated record. NCBI's taxonomy places the organism in Eukaryota, Metazoa, Arthropoda, Insecta, Diptera, Drosophilidae.
CCCAAGGUUAUUGCAUGCGAUAUCCGAGCACCAUAGCGAUAACCUAUUUUGAAUCGGUAUUGUCCAACCGCAACCGUUACAACUGCAUGGAGCAGCCCUGCAAGAAACUCCUCGCCCGCCGCGUCGAAUUGUGCUCCGAUCUACUUCCGGUGUGUCGAGCAGUGGUUCCCGGCCUCUCCAAGCUCUACGCCAUUGCACUCUUCGAGUAUCUGCUGGCGCUUGUGGAGCUCAUAGAACUACAGUUUGCCGAGAGCGAUCCGGACAAGAAGGAAUAUGUGGCUCAGUUGAAGAUUGGCAGUCAGGUGGCCAAGGAAGCCCUCGAUUUGCUUCGCUUUGAGCCGGAGAACUCAGCCGAGGGAUAUCUCUCCGACCGGAUCUCCAUGGAACUAGAGCGAAUUGAUUCAGAUUUAAUGAAGUAUGGCGGCCGGUAGUUCGCACCAGCGAAAAAUUAAAAAUAACUCGGAACAGCACAGCACUCGAGCAUACUGUCAGUAUGCCAAAGUUAGCCAAAGGGAACGGGAUAGAUAAUAGACCAUGGCUGCAGUCUCCGACGAUUUUGCCAAGAAAUGCGAGCUGAAGCAGAACGAGACGCUGGGCAGAUUUGUGGUAGCCCAAUGCGAUCUCAGCGCUGGAGAAACUCUGCUUCUGGAGCAGCCUAUUGUGGUCCUGCCCCACAUUGGCGACAGACGCUGUUCCAAGUGCUUCAAGCUUACCGCCAACUUCUGCGGGUAGGUCGAGAAUCUCGAUCCCCGAUUCCUCCACCGAUGCUGCACCAUGGCUUAUGUAAUUUUUUUAUUUUUAAGAAAGUGCCGACUCCUCUCCUUGUGUGAGGACUGCGCUGGCCACGAUGAGUGCGACUGCCAGCGACUGAGGGAACUGCAGCUGUCAGACGAGCAAGUGCAGGUACUGCAGGAGAAGGCCAACACAGAGGUGCAGCCGGCUCUUGCAUGUCUGCUGCUGGGGGAACACCAGCAGAGCAGGCCCCUAUUCGAGGAAAUGUCACAGAUAGAGACCCAUGUGGAGGCUAGGCGAGGAACGGAAAUAUGGAAACGCUAUCAGGCAACUGGUGUGGUAAAGCAGCUGCAGAGCGCUUCCGGCAAUGCAGUGGAUGAAAUCCGGGUGCAGAGGCUCUUGGGGAUUCUAGAUGUGAAUGUUUACGAGAUUCGCGCCCCGAAGCAAGGCGGCGCCAUGAGAGGAC